Arvicanthis niloticus (Nile rat) is the source of this 1685-nucleotide messenger RNA. The record is from RefSeq and is a predicted model, not a curated record. Lineage: Eukaryota; Metazoa; Chordata; Mammalia; Rodentia; Muridae.
GUCAGGUCACUUUGCUGCUUGAGUUUAGCCCUCUCAGCUCAGGCGCGCUGCCCCAGGGGCUCACUCCAAGGGUUACUCCGCAAGCGGCGGUGACCCGAAGUCUGGGCAUCCUCAGAGCUAGGCGCCAGGUUCUGCAGCCGGGUAGGGCUUCCCCUCCCACCGCCUCUGAGUCAGGAGAGAAAGGGAAAGUGCCAAGGGACUGCGGAGAGCGGAGUCCGGGCUUAAGUUUUUCUAUACUCCACCCUGCCAUCCCAGUCGCCAGGUGAGGCCAUCCGACUCUGGCUGGCCGGGACUGAGUAGGACCACUGUCUAGAGUGGGAGAACAGAUCUCUAGAGAGGCUGUACCGAGGACGGAGGUUAGUGGCGCUAGAGUCAAAAGGGACAGUGGGGAUUGGUCUGCAGGGGCGGGCAGUUCCCAGGCGCGACCCGAGUACAAAGCACCAGCACCGGCUCCUCUCUCGACCUCUCCCUUACCCCCACGCUGGCCCCCCAGCAUUGCUUCAUCUACAAGGUCCUAGCACUCAUUCACGCACUUUAGAUAGCCCCUCCAUUACCUCUCGCAAGCUAAUGCCAGGGAAUAAUGAGAGAGGGCCUUGCAGGCACCCUCAAAGCUCGCUCCCCACUAUCUCGUUGUGAUUAGAACAGAGGAGCCAAGAUCGGGGUUCCGCUCGCCCGCAUAGGGACUAAGGAGUGCCCCCAGUGCUGCGCGUCGCCGCCAGAAGGAGGCGAGCCGGGGAAUUGCCCUGCGUUAGGAAAGCGAGCUCGGGGGCGGAGAGGAGUCAGAGAAGGGAAAGGAGGAGGAAGAGAGAAGAGCUCCGGAGCUUAGACCCAGAGACGCAGGAAAGGGCGGGAGGCAGAGAGCCAGCGCGGGCGGAGUAGGAACCGCGCUUACUAGUGUAAGAAAACUAAGGCACACUCUGGACGCAUGCGCACGGCCAACGGAGGCCCGAGGGCCAGAGCUUCCCCUUCGGCUAGCCUAGCGGACCCUGGCUUGCCUGUGGGAUCUGAGCAGACGGAAAUGCGGAUGCGGCAGAUGUGCGGUGGAAGUGAGACCCAGGACUCUGUCCCAAGCCAGCAGCAGGGCGUAGGUGGCCGAGGCUCCAAUGCCUGCUGCUUCUGCUGGUGCUGCUGCUGCAGCUGUUCUUGCCUCACUGUCAGAAACCAAGAAGACCAGAGACCCCAGAGAGCUUCCAAUGAACUCAGAACAGCUAUUCCAGCGUGGGAAGAAAGUCCUACGCCCACUCUGGAAGAAGUCUGUGCCUGGGCCCAGUCCUUUGACAACCUCAUGGUCACUCCAGCUGGAAGAAAUGCAUUCCGAGAAUUUCUUCGAACAGAAUUCAGUGAAGAAAACAUGCUUUUCUGGAUGGCCUGUGAGGAACUGAAAAGGGAAGCUAAUAAAAGCGCUAUUGAGGAGAAAGCAAGGAUAAUAUAUGAAGACUACAUUUCUAUUCUCUCCCCUAAAGAGGUCAGCUUGGACUCCCGAGUACGAGAGGUUAUCAACAGAAACAUGGUGGAUCCGUCCCAACACAUAUUCGAUGACGCGCAACUGCAGAUCUUCACUCUAAUGCACAGAGACUCCUAUCCCCGCUUCAUGAACUCCGCAGUCUACAAGGAUUUGCUUAAGUCCUUAGCUGAGAAAGCAGUUGAAGCAUAGGUGGUUUCAGGUAUAUUUAUUAUUAACAAAA